AUGGAGGAUUGUGAUCUAAAGGAAGACAGAGGAGAACCUCCAGGAUCCAGCUGUCGAUCUAUGAGGAGUGACUGGUCCAAAGAAACACCUCCAGUCUUCAGUAAAGAACCUGGACCCUCAGAAUGGAGGAAGAGGAAGAGGAGCAGCGUUGGUGAGGAGGAGCAGCGGUCCUGCUGUGCUUUGUGUCAGAAGGUCCUGAUGGAUCCGGUCUCUACCAGCUGUGGACACUGGUUCUGCAGACAGUGCAUCACGUCAUACUGGGUCCAGUCUGCUCCAUCAGGACCCUCCUCCUGCCCCCAGUGUGGGAAAAGACCCAGAAGAGGAGCUGGACUGCUGGCAGCCAAUCAGAGCAGCUGUGCUCCAGAUGUUGGUCUGCAGGAGGUUCUAGAGGAACAUAAGAUCAGUCUGAGGAGGAGAUGUGAACAUGUGACUGAAGGAAGUGAUGAACCAGGAAGUAGAACCCUCCUCAACAGGAUCUACACUGAUCUCUACAUCACAGAGGGACAGAGUGAAGAGGUUAAUAGCCAACAUGAGGUGAAGCAGCUGGAGAGAGCUUCCAGGAUCCAGAACCUCCAUGACUCUCCAAUCAGGUGCCACGACAUCUUUAAAGCCUUACCUGACCAACAUGGAGCCAUCAGAGUGGUUCUGACCAACGGCGUCGCUGGUGUUGGAAAAACCUUCUCAGUGCAGAAGUUCACUCUGGACUGGGCCGAGGGCUUGGAGAACCAAGAUGUCCGUGUGGUGGUUCUGCUGUCGUUCAGGGAGCUGAACCUGAUCAGAGGUGAGCAGCACAGUCUUCUCACGCUGCUCCAUGUUUUCCAUCCAACCCUCCAGAAGCUCCCAGCAGAGCAGCUGGCUGCCCACAAACUUCUCUUCAUCUUUGACGGCCUGGAUGAAAGCAGACUUUCUCUGGACUUCAACCACAGUCGGCUUGUUUCUGACGUCACACAGAAGUCAUCAGUCGACGUUCUGCUGACAAACCUCAUCAAGGGGAACCUGCUUCCCUCGGCUCUGGUCUGGAUCACCUCCAGACCUGCAGCGGCCAAUCAGAUCCCUCCUUCAUGUGUUGCCAGGGUAACAGAGGUACGAGGCUUCACCGACGCCCAGAAGGAGGAGUACUUCAGGAGGAGGUUCAGUGAUGAAGAGCUGUCCAGCAGAAUCAUCUCCCACAUCAAGACCUCCAGGAGCCUCCACAUCAUGUGUGGAAUCCCAGUCUUCUGCUGGAUCACUGCUACGGUUCUGGAGAACAUGUUGACCACAGAGCAGAGAGGAGAGCUGCCCAAGACCAUGACUGACAUGUACUCUCACUUCCUGCUGGUCCAGACCAGGAGGAAGAAGAACAAGUACCAUGAAGGACAUGGGAUGAGUCCACAGGAGCUGAUGGAGGCUGACAGGGAAGUUCUCCUGAAGCUGGGGAGGCUGGCGUUAGAACAUCUGGAGAAAGGAAACAUCAUGUUCUACCAAGAAGACCUGGAGCAGUGUGGUCUGGAUGUCACAGAGGCCUCGGUGUACUCAGGAGUUUGUACAGAGAUCUUCAAGAGAGAGAGCGUGAUGUUCCAGAAAGAAGUCUACUGCUUUGUUCAUCUGAGCAUUCAGGAGUUUCUGGCUGCGGUCUACAUGUUCCACUGCAUCACCAGCAGGAACACAGAGGUGAUGAAGAAGUUCCUGGACGAAGAUUACACCAGCAGUAACACAGAGGAGGCAGAGAAAUUCCAGUGGAGAUUCCGUUGUCACACAUCUGACUUUAUGAAGAGAAUCAUGGAGAAAUCCCUCAGAAGUAAAAAUGGCCACCUGGACCUGUUUGCUCGCUUCCUUCAUGGCCUCUCUGUGAAGUCCAACCAGAGACUCUUAGGAGGCCUGCUGGGUCAGACAGAGAACAGUCCAGAAAUCAUCCAGAUAGUCAUCGACAACCUGAAGGAGAUGAACACUGAUGAAAUCUCUCCAGACAGAAGCAUCAACAUCUUCCACUGUCUGAUGGAGAUGAAGGACCUCUCAGUUUAUCAGGAGAUCCAACAGUUCCUGAAAUCAGAGAACAGAUCAGAGGAGCUCUCUUUGUUCCAGUGCUCAGCUCUGGCCUACAUGCUGCAGAUGUCAGAGGAGGUUCUGGAUGAGUUGGACCUGGAGAAGUACAACACAUCAGAAGCAGGACGACGGAGACUGAUUCCAGCUGUGAGGAACUGCAGAAAGGCUCGGUGA
Molecule: messenger RNA, 2196 nt
Organism: Fundulus heteroclitus (mummichog)
Lineage: Eukaryota; Metazoa; Chordata; Actinopteri; Cyprinodontiformes; Fundulidae
Product: protein NLRC3-like
Exons: 3
Source: RefSeq, a predicted model, not a curated record